UUUCGACAGAUACUGGUUCUGAUUAUAUGAAGAAUUCUAUUUUGGAAGAAGUUCUGAAUGAAAAGAAAGCAGCAUUGCUCCAGUCCCCGGAAGUUAUGAAACUUUUCCGAGAAGAACAAUUGAAGAUACAAAAUAGAAACAAAACAAAAGAAUAGAGUGCAAGAAUGGAACGAAUUUAUUCAAAAGACAAUCCGCAUGUCAAUAGAUUUAUGACUAAAGAAUUUACUGAUGUUAUGAUUAAAUCAUGGACACCACAAUCUGAAGUAUGGUCUUUCAAAUAUGGAAGUGAUCUUCUUGGGAUUAUGAAUGCAGUGAAUGGUUCUUUAAUAAUGCACAGUAUCCGCAAGCAAUUGAAUUUGAGGCCAUAUGCUCGAAUGACUUGUUACGUCCCUGUAGCUGCAUUAUCAUAUGUUCUAACUGAAGGAUUUCAUGCUACUUAUAUAACCAGACAAAUACUAGGGUUUGAAAGCUGCCCACUUUGUAUUGUAACUAAAGCUGGUCUUAUGCAAGCAUCAUUAGGGGUCGCCUACCCUCUUGUUUUAUCUCCUGUUAUUGGAUUCUAUAUUUCUGACAAGCUGCUGACUUAUCCAGUGCCAUCCAUUCAUCGAGCCCCUAAGGAACUAUUCAAUCUAUGGCUCAAGCUGGUCACUAAAAAUCCUAGAUUUAUUUAUGCAUCCAUCACCAUUCAAGUUAUUGCAGCCUGUCUUGUUACAUCUGAAAAACAAUCUUUUUUCUUCAAUUUCAUUGGAAAGAAAAACUGAAAUUUUAUCCAAGUUAGAACUGUUAGUAAAUUAGGCAUGUAUUCAACAUGUAUUAUAUUUCAUGUAACAAUUCUUUUUAAUAAAAAUGUCUGAAAA
Argiope bruennichi is the source of this 857-nucleotide messenger RNA. RefSeq lists its product as uncharacterized. The coding region runs from base 165 to 761 and encodes 198 amino acids. Gene Ontology annotation, biological process: mitochondrial respiratory chain complex I assembly. Gene Ontology annotation, cellular component: mitochondrion. The transcript is spliced from 3 exons. The record is from RefSeq and is a predicted model, not a curated record. NCBI's taxonomy places the organism in Eukaryota, Metazoa, Arthropoda, Arachnida, Araneae, Araneidae.